CGAAAAUGGCGGGCAAGUGUUUAUUUCGUAUCACGUCGGAAUGGUUUUUGGAUUAUUGUAUUUAUCAAUUGUGGAAGGAAUUUAGAGAAAAGUGUUCGUUUUCAGAUUGCUGGAAAGAUCGUAUCCAAGGUAAAGAGGAAUUAAAGUUAAAAUCUAAGAGAUUCUGGGCAGCAGUGUUCAAUACCAAAGUUAGGAAAUUUGGGUUGUCUUUGAUAUGAUUAAAAUUUGUAAAGUUCGUGUCCCUACGUUUUGGUUCCCCAGCUUAUCCUAGCUGUGUCUAGUCUUCAAUUAGAAAUUAUUGAAUGAGGCUGAGUAGGAUGUGAAGAAUUGUGCAGAUCGAGAAGGAUGUUUACGUUUUCCACCGAGGCUGAAGGGCAAGGUGGAUAUAUAACGUCCUCUGAGAAUUCUUUACGUUGUUCGACAGCAGCUGAAGACUAUAUACAAAGGACGCCUGUUCAUUAAGUUGAAGACAAUCGCUUCAAAAUAUUUUGAUGGAUGUUAUCCACCAAGGGUGAAGGCCCAGAUGGAUUACGCCCUCCGAGAUCUGUAAAAUUCUUCACAUCAUAUGAAAGCCGAAUUCAAUAAUAUUGUUUUAUUAUUCAUUCAAAAUGUUUCUAAGUCAGCUAAGUGUCGACUGCUUGAGUAUCUCUAGAGCUGGCCGGUUUCGGGCUAUCAGUACUCUAAGAGACUUGCACACACUCAAGUCCUCAUCACAUUCAUCGUUUAUUGCUAAAUCAAGGUACUUUUAUACAUAUUGGUAGCUAAAUCAUACGUGGGAAAAUAUAGUAGGGAAUGCAUGUGGUUUCAUUUCUAGUAAAUACCCUAAUUUGAUUGAAAGCUUAAAGCACUAUUACACCUGCAUUACUUAUGUAAAUCUUGAGCGGCUAGGUUUAAAUAAUCAUUCCGUCCUACACAAAAUCCUACCAGUUUAGUAGCUUUUACGCUUUUCCAAUCGGAAAACACAUCUAACUAUCUGCUUUACACGAUGCACAUUUUUGCACGUUUGCUUACACCAUAGGGAUCAUAUUUCCGGUUCCUAUCAAGCUAGUAAUUAUUGAUCUAUUGAUCACUCAAGAUUAACAAGUCAUGAUUCAUUGUACAAAGUGUCACGAAUUCUUUAACUUCACUACAGACAUAUUUUGCGUAUUCUUGCAUUUCUUCUGUUCAGUUAAUUAGAAAUAGGCCAUUUCUGAGUUCCCCAGGGCCUCUGUAUCAAAACGAGGUUAAGUACUCAGCCUUUUAUAUGGAAAUGAUUUUUAAUUCUCAUGCAAAUAAAACUCAUUUUCACAAGAAAGGUUGUGCACUAGGCCUCAUUUUGAAAGUGAGGCUUUUUGGAACUCAGAAGUGGCCUAUUCAGCUAUUUUGUUUUGGGAUAGCCGUGAAAGCCAUUUUCUUUUUUAGUUCACUCAGCAAUAAACAGCUAGGCUGCUACGCCUGGAAUCGAGAUUGAUCUAUGGUAUAUCAUAAUUUAUACCUUCUAAAAUAACAGUACUGAUGGUAAGUGCCAAUUGGUUAUGGUGAAGUAGCCAGGGGGAUUGGAGCCAAUCAGAAACAACAAAAGUUUGAAUGAGAAUGCUCUACGUGUAAGUCAUGAUAUCUAAAUGAAGGUAUUAUAACUACUUGGUUUCUCAAACGUCUGCUCUGUCAUUUUCAGAUUAUUUGGAAAACAAACCAUUUGUUAUAGGACAGGAGUUAUCAACUAAACUUCAUUGCAUUAGAUUUAUCAUUGGUUUGCAUGAACACCAGCCAACAGACUCUCAGUUCAGCCAAUCAAGUACUUAUUCUAGCUCUACUGAGGAUGAGAAUGAAUCAAGAUUACUUGGACAGGGCUGUUUAAACUAUUUUGAUAAGAUAACAGGAAUAUAUCCAUUUUCUGAUGUGGAGAAGUCCCAUAUGAGAAGUGCUUUGAAGCUUCAGGUAAGCCCUCUAUUGUUUAUUUUGAAAGAAGUUUUUCAGUGAACCACCCUACAACACUUCCAUUUGUAAGUUUAAUUCAGGUGUGAUGCAAUACAGUCAACUCCUGAUAAUAAUAAUAAUAAUAAUAAUAAUAACAACAACAACAACAACAACAACAAUAAUAAUAAUAAUAAUAAUAAUAAUAAUAAUAUACACUUAUAUAGCACCUUUCUCUUAGUGAUCCAAAGCGCUUUACAAUCAGUAAAUACUUAGAAAACAAAUAAAUCAAACACAACAUAACGGGAUUUAAAACCCCAACUGCCAGGAGGCAACCAGUUGGCUAUUUACAAGAGUGGCUGAGGAUUUGAAAUCGGAACAACUGAGAACAAAUCCAGCAAGUGGCCAGAGCGGGACUAGAACCCGGGACCGCCAGAUUGCGAGUCCGACACGCUGACCACUUGGCCAUGCUGCCUCCCUAAUAACUUGAACCUUCCAGGGAAAUCGAAAAAAGUUCGGGUUAUGGCGAGUUGACUAUAUAACUGAAAAUAAGGAAAUAAGCAUAUGGGUAAGGAGGCAAUGUAAGGACAUGUAUCAUGCACACUUCACCUCAAGGGCAGCAAGAGAUUUAUUGAUAUUUUGAAAAAGGAAUUGAAGCAACAAAGCUUGAAUAAUGUUCAAGGCUGGACAUUCUGGACAUUGAAUUUGAACUGGACAGACAAAGAAGACAGAGAAUAGAUGGUUUUUUAAAAAUAGUAAUAAAAUUAGAUUUUUCAGACUGUAGAACGUUGUCCUCUUUUUGGCUUGUCACGCUCUUAAAAGGCUGUUAUUGAGAUUAUGAAAAUGGUCUGCAGGGAAACAAAAAUUGUUUGAGUUAGUGGGAGGUGCGAGUUAUCGAGGUUUCAAGUUACAGAGGGUAAAAUUAGAGUAAAUAUUAUUUUAUGUUGGAAAUCCAGAGGUGGCUGGAAAUAAAUUUUGGUUCAAGUUAGCACAGGUUUGGGGAGUCAACUAUUACCACUGUAUAUCAAAAUAUACAAGACUCUUGUAAAUAUUGAUGCUGUACCAUUCAACUUCAUGAUCAUGAAUUUGAAAAAGGGAAUCUCAAGAUUACCUCGGUAAAAGAAACUUUCUUAAAAAUUAAGUUAAAGUGACAAAAAGAAUUUAAAAAAUCAAUUUCAGUUAGUAAGCUGUAAUAUUUAUUAACAACCACAUUCUUUACUGCAGUUGGUUGCCUGGGAUGUCUAUGGGCAAUACACACAUGAUAGGAGGGGUGGGGAAAAAAUCAGCCCUAUUCCCUCUCGUUUGUCUAGUACUUUACGCCCACGUCAUACUUACCCUUGCUUGCCUGAAAAAACUUGAAAAAUAAAUGCCUGUUCUGCAGGGCAAUAGCCAGUAACUUGAAAUCUUAGAAAAUGCUAUUAAAUUCAAACAGUAAAGUAAAUUUGUGAGAAAAUUUAUAACUCACAAAAAUACAAUGGUUUUGUCCCUAUUUUGAAUUGUUCACUUUUUAGAUUCUUUAAAAGAUAAUUUUUGUCUCUUGGAAUUACAGAUCAUCUUAUCACACUUUAGACAUGGUGACAUGAAAGGAGGUGAACAGUUGUACUCAGUUUUGUACAGUGAUGACGGUGAUGAAGAGGUAUUUUUAGGAUGCUUAUGUCACUUUUCAGACUACCUUAAUUUAGGUUUUGUUGUAAUCUGCAUCACAAACAUGGUAUACAAGUGCAUCAUUGUUUCACUCACGCUGUGAAAUUCCCUGUGUUCACCGUUGUCAAAGUUGCAUUACAAUGCCCUUGAAACCAGAAAAUGCAAGUGCAAAUUACAUUACAAGAAUGCCUAAAAAAUGCAGCAAGGGUUCCUUAGAUCAAAGUUUCGUGAUAAACAGGAUAAUAGUCAUUUGUGUAAUACAACCAUGAAACAUUCUGUUUUGACGCCACUCAUGCAAGUUAUUAACCUCUUCUGAUCUCUCCGAUCAAAACCACAAUUUCAUUGUCAUGCUCAAUGUUAUAGAGGUGGUUCAAACAAGAUUGUGCUGCCAUGUGGAAUGCAUUUGUGCAUGCAUGCAUGAGACUUUGCACUUACCAGUAAAACAAUCAUGUACACAUAUGGAAGCAACAAUUUAGACUGAGUCACGUGUUCUCUAUUGUCAUUUUUUGUUGUUAACAGGAAUAUCAAGACGAGAUCAGAGAAUUAUUUCAAUCUGAAAAUGACUCAUGGAAGAAAUUGUUCUUAAGAAAACACACAUAUGACAGAUUCCUCAACCAGGUUAAACAGUUUUUUAUGCCAGUGUGGAAAAAGUUUGAGGCACCAGUCUUAGAAGAGGUAACAAACUAUAUUUAUGAAAUUCAAAGUACUUCAAGUAAUCAGUUGUAUGGUUUUAUCAUUCCUAUUAUGUACUGUGGAACCUCUAUUCAGGGGACACCCUCUGGACUGAAUAGACGUGUCUCUUCAAUAGCGGUAACAGAUACAAAGAUUAUGUGGAUGUUUUUCUGGGAACAAAGUUUGUGUGUCCUGAAUGAAGGAGUCUCUUGAAUAGAGGUGUCCCAAAGGAGAGGUUCCACUGUAUAUUUAACAAUUAUUCCACGAGUGCGUGUUGGAUAUGAGAUGGUAGAUAGCCAACGAGGGGUGUAGAGCGGAGUUGGCUAUAAUCAUCUCAUAUCCAACAAGCACAAGUGGAAUAAUUAUUUUAUUAAAAACACCCACAAAAUAUCAAGAAUUCUUCCCGACUUUAUUUGUAAAAACAACCAAUUUUCAGCUUGUUUUUAAUUUUGAGCAGAUGUGUACAGUUACCAUAUUUGGAGAGCAUGGUAUAAUGGCUCAUAUACCAUGAGUUAUUGAGAGCUAAGCCAAUCUGAGCUCUAAAAUUGCAUUAUCCAAUGAUUCAGUUUUUAAUAAUAUUUGAUCUUAAAUGAAAUGUUAUUACUCAUUUCUGUAGACUUAGUAAUAUUGAUAUAGAGCACAUCAUGUUUAGGUAAAAUUUUAUUUGUUCAAAGCAAGGUUAAGAUAACCAAUAGUUAGCAUGAAAUGUGAUUUCAGAUCUAAACACUUACAGCACCAAUUCAGGUUAAUCCCCUUUACCUACAAUUUCAUGAUUGGCUGCUUAAAAAAAGACACUCCAGAAAUCCCAGGUUAGGGAUAAUUGGCCUUCAAUCAACUGGGCCCAUCACGAUGACAUUUGUGCAGUGGAACUGUUCGGUUGUAGACAAGAUUCUGUUACCCUGCCCUACCCCUCCUUGGUCAUCAGGAUGACAUUAAUUUUGUGCAGUGGAACUGUUCUGUUGUAGACCUUGUUGUUACCCUGCCCUACCCCUCCUUCGUCAGUCUGGACACAAUCACAAUCACCCAAAAUACUCUUGAUAAGCUUAUUGUUUCCCUUAAAAUACAAUGUCUAAAAUAAUCACAGUUGUAUAUAAAAGACAAGGCUGUGCUCUAGGAAAAUUGAAGGGAGCCCAGUGCUCUGAAACUAAAAUCUAGGGUGCCCAGCAUAGGAUUUGUAUGAAAAAAGUUACAGUUUGUAGUCACCUGAGAGCAAAAGUUAGGCACCUGGGACCACUGGGCUCUUUUAGAGCAUGGGCCUAGAUCUAUAAACUCACAUGAGAUACAUUUUAUGUUUUCUAGGCUUCAUUUUUAGAGAAUACAAAUGAAGAAAGGUAUGAUUUGAAGAAUAUUUACCAAGUUGUGAAUUACAUUAUUGAACACAGACAUCUUGUCAUUUACAAUUUUAUUAUUAUUAUAACAUCCACAAAAGUGGGAAAGCUUCACAGUUUGGCUAAUAAGCAAGGAACUGGAAAUUUUGAAGCUUUCAGUGAAAUAUUUGCUGACUACCCAACAUUAUUUAGUCUUAGUAAUACUGAAUAAAAACCAUACAAAUCAAUCUCAAGGCCUUUGCUAACUACCACUCUGAUUAUACUACCUACUAUUGCAAAACAUUUUGACCGCAGGUUGGGCUGGUCAGUUGACAUUGAACUUGCUUUGGAUUAUGAGUUUUCCAGUGUGUUUGGUAAUGUGCAGGUUAAAUAAGAGGAUCUAAGGAGUAAUCACAGAACUUUUAUAAUUUUUGUAGGUCCAGAGUUGAUGCUAUAACUAUUAAAAAUCUAUACUUUGCUUGGGAUGAAUCAGAAGAGGCUGAAAAAAACUGGACAGAUAUUCUGGAGGGAACACACCCUGAUAUUAUAGCCUUAAAAAGUAAGAGAAGCAGCAGACAUACUCAAGAUACCACUACCAGCAACAGCAGCAAAGACAAGAGUCCUUCAGUAAGGCAACUUAGACAGGUAAAGAGGGUGCUGGAAAUAUUUGCAUGAUAGCUAAAUCCUUGAACACCCUGCCAGAAGAGCCGUUCUUUCACUUGCUUGCUUUCGGUGUACUUGAGGAAGACUCUGCAUGAAUUGAGUACCGGUAAGAUCUUUUUUGAACAUGCGUGGCAUGUUGGUAGGAUACAGGUUCUAACCCAGGCUUAAUAGCUGUGUGCUUGUUACUGAGGGCUUGGUUAUGACUAUCAGUUUAUCAAUAAACAGAUGUUCACACGUGAAAAAAAAAAACAGUUUGACAAAAGAGAACAAAAUUGCCUAGUCCAGAAGUUUGGGCCGCUGUGACCUCAAAGGUUUGUCGUGAUUCAGGCAGAGCAUCCUUUGAUCCUCUUCACUCAAGAAGACAAAAGAAGGCUCUUCUUGCAGGGUGCUCCUUGAAUCUCUUGAAAUUAAGUAAUGCUGGUAAAUUUUUUCUCUACUCUUGGAAAACACCCAGAAUUUUAUAAUUAUAUACAUUAGCAUGAAAAAGGCAUAGGAUGAGGCUUGCAAAAUUUAUGAAAUUUACAUCCAAAUUUCAGCAUUGAUAUAAUGUCUGCAACGCAGACAUAGCAAUAAAGGCUUUUUAGUUACUUGGUUAGGAAACUUGGUUAGGAGCAGUGUUCUGUAAGGAGAAGUUGAAUAUUGGUUAAGGGAUACCAGGGCUCAAAAAAAGUUCUGUCCAGUAGUCUGGGACAAGUUAAUUUUGUUAUUGGGCAAGUGACUUUGAAAGCUUUCUUGUCCAAAGGGAAAGGGUGGGUCCUGGAAAGUCAUCCUCUAACAAAAUCAUUAACUAAGAUGAGCAAGAAGUGGUUUUGGGUAAUCAAAAUAUGAGAGAGAUGCUUGCCCAAAUGGCAAGCUGGAAUUCAAUUUCUUUUUCGAGUCCUAGAUACAAUGGUUAAAUAAAAGUGUUCUAGCUGUACGGUCAAAUGUUCAAGUCCUGAGCCCUGGAAUUUUCAUAUUUUCACCCUAGAAAACUCUAGUGGUGCAAACCCAGCUAUCACAGGAGAAAACAGAGACAAUGUGUAACCGAGCUCGAUUAUUAGCUCACAAAGCAUUUUCUUUUCGGUAUUAUUUUCCGGUUCCGUUUAUCGUUUUCCCACGGUACGUGUUUCUUUAGUUCUGCUUUGUGGUUAGCCGUGUUUUAUCUAGCUCUGUGAUUUCUCCGCCAUUACACCCUUAAACAGGAAAGAAAUUAAUUGAUUUAAGCUCGCUUUAAUUUGCCGCCAUUGCUGUAGUUAACCGCGAAACUCUCCAUUUUUGUUUCCUCCUAUUGUAUUAACAGUACACGUAGGUAUUCUGGGGUAAAGCGAUAAUAGUGUUUUGCAAACAGGCGUAUUGCCAAAAGGAAGAUUUCACUGUUUUGUGGCUUACCUAGCUAUAGUUGUCCAAUUGUAUUGCUAAUAACAGGAUGCGAGCUGUUUGUGUUAAGCGCGAUAUAAAUACGCCUGCACGUAGCGUUUCUACGCAUUAGUACAGUUCCAGUUGCCGCGUUCACUAGUCAAGCCGUAGGACAUAGUUUUCUAGAGUUCUCCCCUCGCUGGAGUGGCGCUAUUGCCCUUUUCAUCGUCCCUUUUCUUUCCCUUUUUGUUGCUUUAUUCGUUUUCCUAGUAUUUGUUCUUACUGUAUUUCUUUUCCACUAAUUGGCCAUUAAAUUCUUGUUUGUUUUGUACACAUUUGUCUUUCAUUGGUUGUCAUUCGCUACCUCCCCUACUCGCGCGGCUCGGUCACAAAUGGUAAUUCAGAACUCUCAUGGUCUGGUGUUAAUAUAUUUGUUUUCCCAAAGGAAACUAGAAGCAGAGCAGAACCAAGUAGUCAUAAGAAGUCCAAUGUAGCAGUAAAUAUUGAGAGGUGUGAUGAAGCCAUGCAGAGGUUAAAGAGUUCUUCAAGAAACCUUUUGUAAGUUAGAAGGUUUUCAAUGUUUCUGGUUGUAUAUCCAUUGGCUGCACAGUCUGUCUAUGGUUUUCUUUGCUUUUGUUUAUGUUUUUCUUUCACUUGAAACCAAUUGUCAGAAGAGUUUGAAUAUUUUUUGGUCUUGUUGUUACUAUUGUUAGUGAUGUGUUACAGUUGUUGCAAAUUUUUCAAUCUUUUUAGCAAAGUUGUAAAAUUAUUAAUUUGAUCUUUACUUUUGACACCAAUAACGUGAUGGUGUUUUCCCUUAAAAUGCACUUACGCAUUCUAAGAGCCCCUGAUCCGCGGGAUACACAUGUUAGAAAUGGAAGUAUGUUGAGGAAGGAGGUUGGGAAUGAGGUCUAGAUCAAAUACCCUGGAAAUGAUUGUUUUUUUGCAUCCAAAUGUACAUAUGGUACCCCAAACAUAACUUUUUUUCAGCGAGAAUGAUUCCUUUUAACUUUUUUACAGUCAAGCCCGGUCAAGCUUGCCCCCCAAGAUUCCACAAAUGAAUUUACUAUUUGAAAGUUGAAUCCAUUGGUAGUUGUAGAUUUCACAUUCAUCUCUUCAUUCUUGCAUGUGUAAUAAGCAGUAAAUUUUCCCCCAAGGUAGUUAGGGAAUUUCUACCAGCUCAAUUUCCUUAAAUUUGAUGUAAACGUCUUGGAAGCAAUUUUAUCCAUUCAAUUUCAGAUUUUCAAUCUCACCAGAUACAUAAAAGUUAUAGUAAAGGAUUCACUACUAAUUCAUUGACGCCUACAGGGAUGCAGAUUUGAAUUUGACACUAGUUAUGGAAGAGUCUAACAGAUUUAUUUUUCAAAUAACCAAUUCAUUAAUAGAAUCUUUUUUGAGGUAUGCUUUACCUGGCUUGACUUUAACUAUACUUCAUUCUUUUGUUUUGUUUUAUAUCACAGUUCUGGUCUCAAAGAUGUAUACUCAAAUAUGGUGGCUGGAGAAGCAGGACCCAGUAAAGUUAACAGUGAAAAUAAUAAUGACAAUGACACAAAUGAUAUCCCAGUCAAAAGACAUUGUAAGGCAGUCAUCGCUGAACCAGACAGGUUAGUUUCAAUAAGAAAUUAUUCUCUUCUUUAUAUAUAUCUUUUAAAAUCUGGGGCAGAUGUAUAGUGUUACACUUAUGUCAAUAAUGUUGAAUGUAAAUUGAAAUUCAGCUAAAAAAGUUUCAACAUACUUUGACUCUCAGUUUCAUUCCUAACCUUAAUCAUUCAUGAUCUUGAAUAAUGAAAAAGGAAAUCAGGGUUGUCACUAAGAUUUCAAGUUGCCAAGCAAAUACAACAAGUAGGCAGGGAAUCACACAGCUAGGGAUUUCUUUUGUUUCUAGUUUUCUUCUAUUUUCCAAUAAAAGUAGCCAGGGGCCACUCUCUUAGUAGCCGGGGAAAAUCCCCGACCCCUGGCUCUUAAUGACAACCCUGGGAAAUAUUAGGGUCUUGUUCUAGUCUUAAGAGUAAGUUUCUUCUUUCAGUACUCAAAGGUUUUUUGUGGGAGGAAGCCUUAUUUUAAAGUUUGAUUGAUGUUGAUUUGGUUGUUAUUAAAAUAUUAUUCUAGUGCCAGUGGACAAGAACCAGAUAAAAAAGGGAAAAGACCUGUAGAAAGUAGGUCAGCAAAAAGGCGAUUUAAUGAACAUCAAAGUGAUGCCGAGAUAUUGGACUGGGAUUCAGAUUCAGAUGAUGCUUUUGAUGAAACAGAGAUAAAACGGAAGACAAUCAGUAAGUGGAGUCAAUAAAAAUUAGUUUAUAAUGAGAGGGUGUUAUGAAAAAACUGUCUUGCGUAACUAGCGUGACAUUCUUGAAGCUUCCUGAGUGUUCAUAGUUUAUUUAUUUUAGGACCUUAUGUGAGUGUUUCUAAAGCGGUAUAUUUUGUACUCUUUCUGUAACUAGACUAUUUCGAAAGUUCUAGAAUCUUAUUGCAAAAGUAUAUACCGGUAAGUAGACGAGUCCAAGCAAAGUUUUAACUAGUUUUCACAAGCCAAAGAGAGUUUAACGUUGGUCGAGUUUAGUCAAGUGUGAUGGAAGCAGUGUUUAUUCAAGUUGGUGGAGGCUGUGUAAGAUUAUCGAGUUACGUGCAGUUGUACAGUUUUACUUGGUGGAAACUACCUUCAUAUUUGGAAUAAAUCUUCUUGUUGCUGUUCCGACAACCCUGUGUUCAGUUUAGUUACAAGCUGCGUAACAGAGGGCAAAUAAACUGUUCUUUUACUGGUAAACAUCAGGCAGUUGCUUUAAUUUAUCAUUCCUCCUUGAAGUGGCAUAAAAAUAUUGUACUGUCACAGUGCUUUGGGCAAGACAUAUAAAGUAUAAUAAUUGUACUUUAUUAAAUUACACUGCAGGUACCCCACAAGCAGUGUUUUCUCCCGGCUUGACACUACGCUACAAAGGGAGAGAAACCACUGCAAGCAACCCUUUGCUUCUUUGAUCGAGCUGCCAUCCAGCACCAGGGAUGAAUAUUAAAUAAACUUUGACGAGCCAAAACCUGUUUAAAACCAGUAAGGCUCUCGCACAUUUGCUUAUGCUAUAACUGCUGCCUUAAUGUGAGCAUCUGCUGUGAAUUUGGGCUCUUUACAUCUUAAUAACGAUUAUUGCUACCCACUUACUUUGACAAAUAUUGGUGAAGCCAACUGGAGUUGACUUCCUAGGAACCAUGUCCAAGUUCAGAAAAAAAAAAAUAGAAUUUUGUUGUUGCUUGUUUACCUUCUCUGUAAAACACAAAAUUAGGCAUUUUUUUUCAUGACAUAGUCAUGCAAAACUGCAAAGAAAUAAACAAAAAGUAUGUGAUGCACAUACAAAGUUGCUGUUUUGCCUAUUAAAACCUAUUAGUUUUUUAAUGCUCUCAUUGCUGUUGCAUCAUGAUCUUAUUAAGUCUCUAAUGUUUCUUGCAAAACAAGAGGAAGUGAUGUCAUUUGAGAUUUUAAUGUAGGCAUCAUGUGGAUGCGCAUGCUUGAUGGAAAAGCAAAUGGGUGCCCACAGUGGUUUUUCUUCCUUUGUAGCGUAACGUCUGGUCUGGAGAAAGCACUUCUCGCAGGGUAGCUAUUAGGGAGAAUGCCAGAGAUUAUGAUGGCAAAAAGAACAUCAGAAAAGCAAGCAAAACGACAACUCUUUUAGUGCAUCACAUUUUUGUACAUUUUGUUGCUGUUAUUGUAUUACAGUGAAGUGAAAUUGCCUCAUUUCACUUUUUGUACAAAAUGUAAACACAAGAUUCUGUUUAUUUUCUUCUUUUUUUGAACUUUGUUACAGUUCUCAAGAAUUCAACUCAAGAAAAAUUUGGCGUACAUUUGACAAGUUGACUAUGUAAUCAUGUUCAAUAAUAAUAUUAUCAAUAAUAAUGAUUAUAGUAAUAAUAUUAUUAUUUUAAUUAUAAUAACAAUGUUGUCUUUACUUGUUUUAUAGUUGCAUAUUUUAAGUUAAAUUCUUUUUUUAUGUUAGGUAUUAUACUAUAUAUAUUUAUGUGAGUCAAAGUGAAAUCUCUAAAAACCCAUGUUUGGCAAACAUUUUUGAUUGUCUACAAGUCACUAACUUCUAUGAUGCUUCUUCUACAGAACUGUCAAGCCCAAGAAAAAGGGUUCUCAAUGUGAAACUUCCUGUUAGAGAGAGGCGAAGGUUCUGGACUGACAAGGAAACAAAGUGGUUGAUAGAUGGAGUGAAAACCUAUGGAGAAGGCAACUGGGCAGUAAUUCUAGAUGCAUACAACUUUGUUGGAAGGACAUCAGUACAUUUAAAGGAUAAAUGGCGCAACUUACAAAAGAACUAGUACUGGUAACCAUUGUAACAAAACUAUUGCAGAGCUGUCAUUAAAGCCCGGGUCUGGGGUUUGCCUGCUACUCUGAACAUGACCCCUGUUUACAGUAUUUUGAGUUCAUAGAUAGUGAAAGGAAAAUGAAACCUAAAGAACUUUCCUUGAUGUUCAAUUCCUUGCCUACUAAAUAAAUAAUUAGUAGGUAAGGAAUAGGCAAUUAUUGCAUAUACCGGGUAACUUGAAAUCUUUGUGUCAGCCCUUCUAAUGGAUGGUCAAAAUGUCUGUCAACUCUGACUCUUGCUUGGCCUUUAGCAUUUACAAAGAUGUUCGCAUCACUUAUCAGCUGCGUUACUUGUCAGGGCAUAAAAACCUGGCAAUUUGAAAUCUUAGUGUCAGCCCUACUCAUGGGUGGUCAAAAUCAUUGAUGUCUGUCAAGUCUGACCUGAGAUACCAUCCAAGCAGAGGUUUCUCUCUUUCAUGGCCUUUAGUGUUUACAAAACUGUUCUCCUCUCUUGUCAGUUGCUUGUGGAGGCAUAAACAAACCAACAAUGUAGCUUACAAGCAAUGUAAAUGCUAAACCUGAGAUGCUGAUACAUUAUUAAUCAUUAUUGCCUUUGUACAGCUUUGCCCUCUGAACUUCAAGGAUGCUUUAAAUUUUCCUGUGUGAAGGAGUUCGGUAAUAAUGGCCAGACCAGUCUUUUACUUUUAAUAGAAAGUUGCAAGAUAACAUAGUUACACUAAUAUAUAAUGCCCAUUGGAGG
This is a messenger RNA of Porites lobata, 12565 nucleotides long. The record is from the annotation of a GenBank genome assembly. Lineage: Eukaryota; Metazoa; Cnidaria; Anthozoa; Scleractinia; Poritidae.